AUGAAAAGUCUUUAUGAUGAGAUAAAGAGCUUCAAAAAGAGGAUGACCGCUGGGAAGGGGGUGGCUAGAAGUCAGCAAAAUCUGGCCACCGGUCAGUAUUAUUUCCCGUUAAGGAAGACACAGUCGAAGGAUCGGGAGAGCGUCAAUUAUUGGAGAGACAAGGUAGGGUUUUGAAUAAUUUUGGUUAAAAUAUUACAUUUACUAUGAGCCCGUCGGGAAAAUAGUGGUCUCCAGCUGCGACUUGCCGUGGCAAAGCGAUGAUGGGCUAUUCAAAGGCGCGACAACUUGCCACCAUUUUCCCGGCAGACUGAUAUUGUGCCGGCAAGUGGAAGCACUCCAAGUGCAACGUUCGGAUUUUCUAUAAAUUUUGCGCAUACGUUGGGCAUGGGACACGUAUCAAUUUCCGAGAGUUUUAGCUUGUACUUUCCAGGCGCCGCCGAGAUAUUCAGCGGCCUUUGCGGCCCAGAGAGUACGCAAAAUGUGGAGCGCGACCAAAGAAAAAUAACUUUUGGCCAUAGACGGAAAAACUUAAGUUUUAUGUCUAAACAUUACUCCCUGCAGUAGAAAGCGGGAUGAAACUUUGAACGCCAAAAUUGCAAAAAAUGUCAAAUUUCUAUAAUAUCAUCUUUCGGUCUAAAAAUCUCGUUGGUUUCUGCAAAGCGCGAGUUAGCGGGCUUGCAUACGUCAUAGAAAAAUUUAUUCUAAAUUUGUGCCAAGUUUCAUCAAAAUCUGAGCGCCGCACUUGGGCUACUUCCGACGUUAACUGAAUCACACUUCUAUAAACCCAAAAUAUCGCACCUUCAGAACUGUUGCUGUCAGCAACGCGCGUUGGAGGCCGAAAACGCUCAACGAAAGCUCAUCGAGGAGAACGUCGAACUCCGUCGGCUAUGCCUUUACUUGGACAAGGUGCGGAUUCAGAAGCAACGACAAGUUCGCGACCUGCAACAAGCCCAUCAGACCUACGAGAGCCACGCCCACACUCUGCAACAGCAACAACAGUGCUGCUACGCGCCGCCUUGUUGUUCGCAAUGCAACUACCAAGAGCAGUGCUGUCAGAUGGAGAACGGAUCGCUGAAAUGGAGUGAGUCGCCGAAUGAAAACCGCAGAACGGAGACGCCGAAGAAGCCGCCGGACGAGGAGCUGAUGGCGUAUGUGAAAGCGUUGGAGGAGAGGAUUUUACUGUUGGAAUCGGAGAAGAACUCGAGAAAUGGAAGUCGCUAUCAGGUGGGUGGAUUCAAAAUAUCGUUCUGUCGGGAAAAUAAUGAGCACUGUCUUACCGAAAAUUGCAUCUCCGUCGAGAAAACUACUUGUGCCGCGGCAAAAUUGUUUUUUCUGCAUGCUGUGCAACGCGGUUGGCGCAUCGACAUUGUGCUCAUUAUUUUUCCGACAGACUGAUAGAGAAAGAAAAAGGGAUAUUUCUCGAGGUUAAAAAUUUUCUUUUCCUCUUAACUCGGCAAAUUUCGAGCGGGCAAAAUAGAUUUUUUCAGCUGCCCCUACACAGUUAGUCCUCAUAAAAUUUCUUUUCAGAGUCAAGACCGUCUCGUCAAAGCCAACGCCACCAUUCAGACCUCCUUCACCGAGUCCGUUGGCUACUCCUGUUCCACGCCGCAGUCAGUCAUCUCGGAUGAAAGUUACACGCCACAGGCAGCGACCGAAAAUGAUCUGCAACACCUUCAAGUUUCAAUGGAAACAAGCAGUAAGUCGCUAGUAGACAUGGCUUUUGGGUCGGGCCAAACUGUACUAGAUAAUAUUAUAAGAUUAAGUUGGCCUUAUAACUAUUGACAUUUCUUACUAGUCCAUUCGUAUUAGUCAAGGUGCGAGCGACAGCUGAAAAAGGUCUGACGUGAAAAAUUGUAACAGGCCAGGCAAAACCAUGUGCGGGCUGGGCCCGGCCCGAAAGCCAUGUCUUGUCUCCGGCUUAAACCCCUCUAAUUUGAAGGCACUUUGACAGGUUCGGGCACCACCUACACCAGCGAUUCGUUCGACGACCCGGACGAUGAUAUUUCCAUCGCCACCACCGUCUAUCGCCCCCUCAACAAGAGCCAGAAGACUGGCGUGGAUGUGAAGGAGCUGCAAAGCACUCAAACCGCCUCGACAAUCGUUCGGAAGUUCAUUUCGACACGAGAAAAGUUCCUUCAGCAUCUGCGGCGGAAGGUGGAGAGUCCGGAAUACGCGCAGAUCCAAAGGAACAUGGAGACGGCGAAAGAGAAGCGACGCCGCUACGCGUACGGCCAUUCGUUUGAUGUGGCCGACACCUACGAAUACACGGCGCAUGAUGAGUACGAAGAAGCGAGUGACAUCGAUGAUCUUCCGCCCAAGUUGAACUUGAUCUUGGUGAGUUUCGAAUCGGGAAUGUUUUGAUGAGAACUUACCUCCGAACUUGCAGAAAUUACCGAGUGUUUACUAGUCCUUUUGCAAAGUCUCAAUUAUACUUCUAACAACCUUUUUCAGACCUCCGCCGCUCUGAAUCGCCGACACACCGCUCGUCUUUCCGCCUAG
Messenger RNA from Bursaphelenchus xylophilus (pine wood nematode), 2499 nucleotides. The record is from the annotation of a GenBank genome assembly. Lineage: Eukaryota; Metazoa; Nematoda; Chromadorea; Rhabditida; Aphelenchoididae.